GUUUAGUGUGUGGUGGUUUUUCAUAGUGUACGAACGUGUAGAUAAAAAUGCCUCGUCCAAAGAACAAUGUGCUACGUUCUUAUUUUAUAAUAACAAGGGAUAACCAAGCCAUUUGUAGAAAUGAAAAAUGUGAUAAUAGAUUAUUAAAUACACAUGGAGGAAAUCUGGAGCGACAUUUGAGAAAAGUUCAUCCAAAUAUUUUCGAAAGUUAUUCGGAAAAGAAACUUCAUGGUGGUGUUCUAAUCACUAAGAUCAAACGUGAUCUUUUAAAUGCUAGUCCUGCAAAUGAUAGUUUUACUACCAGUUUUAACAGUGAGACAACACCUACAUUGUCUUCCGCAAUAAAUAAAGAACACAUACAAAUGGCUCUAGUAGAGUUAUUUACAAAAUGCGGUAGACCUCUUAGUUUGGCAGAAGAUCGACCAUUCAAAAUGCUUGUCACUCCAAUAUUAGAAGCACUUGAUAUGAAAGUAAAUGAACAUAGUGUAAUGAAACUAAUUACUAAAUAUUCCAAUAACAUAAAAAAUGAAAUUAAAGAGGAACUUCGUGGAAGAUUAAUAUCGUUGAAAAUUGAUGGAGUCACUGUGAAUUCUGUAAGUGUUCUCAGUGUAAAUGUACAAUUUAUUAAAAACAAUAGUGUGGCAAUUAAAACAAUUGCCAUAAAAGAAUUAACUCAACAGCCCACAAGCGAGUAUUUGAAGAAUAUAAUAAUGGAAGUUCUUGGUUCCUAUGAAAUAAAUUUAAAUCAAGUAGUCACAAUAACAACCGACAAUGGAGCUAAUAUGAUUAAGGCCUUUAAUGAUUUAAAUUGCGACAUAAGCAGUAGGAGCUCAUAUGAAGUUUGUAAUAAAACCGAUUUUCUGGGUAUGGACUCUGAUUUAUCAAUGGAUAAUAUAAUAAAUGUUCGUUGUGGAGCCCACAUUUUGCAAGUGUGUGCGACAGAAGUAAUUAAAUCUACUGAUAUUAAAAAGAAACUUGACACUAUUAGAGCUUUAAUAAAAAAGCUUGGAACACAAAAAUAUACAAAUUUGAUGAAAGGUGGAGACUAUAAAAUGCCGUUAUUGGAUAACAUAGCGAAAUGCAGCUCUACUUAUCUUAUGCUUGAGCAUUUUAUAGCCUUAAAAGAAUUUAUUGAUGAUAAUUUAGAUGUUUCCCAUGAUAUUUGGAAUUUCGCUAAUGAAUUUAUAAAAGUAUUUCAAGUUAUGAAUACAGCAUCGAACAAAUUACAAAAUGAAAACUUGAUAUAUAGCGAUCUCUAUAUUGAAAUAACAAAUAUAACAAUAAAAUUGGAAAAUCUUCCGUAUUCUGAUUUGAAGCUGCAUUUAACAGAAAGCUUAAAUAGACAGAAAAACAAAAUGCUUGAAAAUGAUUUAUUUGUAACCGCCAUCUAUCUGGAUCCGAGAAUUAAAGUUUGUCUGACGUCCAGUCAGCGCGCAAGAGCCAAGAACUGUAUAAUGCAAUUACAUACUCGUUUAUUAUAUUUAAAAGAUUAUGAUGAAUGUGAACCAAUGCAAUCGACAGAAACUGAUGAGAGCAUAACAAAUUCACCUUUAACUGUGAGCAACGCUGUUGAUGACGAACUUGAGGAAUAUUUCAAGUCUUUUGAAAAAUCUUCCGACAUGGAUAUUUCUACAUCCCAUUCAAUUGACCAAGAUAUUUUAAUAUAUGAAAAUCAAAAUCGUUUGGGAAUAAAGGAAAAUAUUAUUGAUUAUUGGAGCAAACUGAAAAAUGCUUUAAGCGAAGUAGCAUUCGUAGUAUUAGCCAUACCAUGUACUCAAGUAAGUUUUGAAAGGUUAUAUUCGGCCAUUGAAUACAUACAAUCCAAUCAGCUUAAUAAACCGAGCUCUAUAAAUUUAGAGAAUAUUUUGCUAGUAAGAGAGAAUGGCAACUUCACUUAUGAUUAGUUUAUCUCUUUAAAUGUUAGUUUUCAAAUUUUAAAUUUGGCUUUAAUUUUAUGAAUUAUUAUUUAUAUAUUUAAACUACUGUAUUUUUAAUAAACAUCAAUAAAAACUUUAAACUUUU
Molecule: messenger RNA, 2022 nt
Organism: Lucilia cuprina (Australian sheep blowfly)
Lineage: Eukaryota; Metazoa; Arthropoda; Insecta; Diptera; Calliphoridae
Exons: 2
Coding region: 48-1904 (618 amino acids)
Biological process (GO): regulation of transcription by RNA polymerase II
Cellular component (GO): nucleus
Source: RefSeq, a predicted model, not a curated record